CCGACCAGCCUCAUUAAGGAUCCAACAUCGAACAAUUGUAUAAAACCCGAUCCAUUAGUUAUUGGACGGAUCUGACCCAUAUGGGCAGGUUAUUAAUGGGGCUCCAACCCAUUGAAUUGCUCUGAAAAUAAGGGAAAAAGAAAACAUAUGAACAUAGCCCUGCCUAGUGCCUCAUCGUCUCUCUGAGUUCUCCAUUGAAGCGCACUAAUCAACAUUGCAAGAAUAUGAAGCUAAAGAAAAUUCCUGGAAUUAACAGAAAGCUUGAAACGAUUGAUGAUUAUGAUGAUGAUGUCAUGGCUUUGGAGGGUGCUACUCUUAACAGUAGACGUGCCUUUACUCUUUCUAGCAAACUCUCCCUGAUUGUUCCUGCCAAGGGAAACAGGCUCAAGGAAAGAGCUGAGCUAGGAGAAAGGAGAUGGAAACACCAACUUCGGGUUCUGGCUAGAGCCGGAAUCAAGUCAAAAGAUAAUGAUGCUGCUGAACUUGAUAAUGAGCCAGAGCGUUUGGGUGACAAAACUGAUGCUGGAGAUAGUGAUGAAUCAGAAGACUUCUACAAUUUAGUUAAAAAACAAAAAGAAGCCAAGGAUAAAUUGAAGGCAGAGAAGUAUUCAAGAAUCCCACAAGAUCAAUAUGAAAUAGAGAUCACUGCUGAUGGAAAACGUCGCAUUUCCAAGCAGAUGGAGAAAAAUAGAGGGCUUACUCGUGAUCGAAAGAAGCAGAAAAAGAAUCCAAGAAAUAAGUACAAGCGGCAGCAUGAAAAAGUGGUUAAUAGGCGCAAGGGGCAGGUGCGUGAAGUUAAGCGACCGAAGCUUAGUUAUGAAGGGGAACUUACUGGCAUCAAUCCUAGCAUUAGUCGAAGCAGGAGGCUGGGAUGAAGUUCUGUUAUUCGUUUGGGUGAUGGAUUAAGUCAAAAUUCUGGAUUUUUUGUGUAGCAGCUUCUCUCUGAUAUAAACAAAUAAUUAACUGUAUGAAAUCCAUUUUCGUAAAUAAUAAAAUAAAAUGUUAUUUUAUA
This is a messenger RNA of Chenopodium quinoa (quinoa), 1012 nucleotides long. Its product is annotated as something about silencing protein 10. The transcript is spliced from 6 exons. The record is from RefSeq and is a predicted model, not a curated record. Gene Ontology annotation, biological process: maturation of SSU-rRNA from tricistronic rRNA transcript (SSU-rRNA, 5.8S rRNA, LSU-rRNA). NCBI's taxonomy places the organism in Eukaryota, Viridiplantae, Streptophyta, Magnoliopsida, Caryophyllales, Amaranthaceae. Gene Ontology annotation, cellular component: nucleolus; small-subunit processome. The coding region runs from base 225 to 875 and encodes 216 amino acids.